AUGACGAUAGAAGAAGAAGCAGCAGAAUGCCUUCGGAUUUGGGACCGCAGGCCUGCCUUCGGUCUCUCAGCAGCCAAACUGCUCACUGAGUCAGGCCUGAACGUGGUGUUGCUGGAAGCCAAUGACAGGGUUGGCGGAAGAACUUUCACCGUAAGGAAUAAGCAAGUUAAAUAUGUGGAUCUUGGAGGAGCUUACGUGGGGCCAACGCAAAAUCGUCUUCUGCGGUUGUCUAAAGAGUUAGGAAUAGAGACGUAUAAAGUGAAUGAAGUUGAGCACCUGAUACACCAUGUCAAGGGUAAGUCCUACCCCUUUAAAGGUGCUUUCCCUCCUAUGUGGAAUCCACUGGUCUACCUGGACUACAACAACCUGUGGAGAACUCUGGAUGAAAUGGGAAAAGAGAUUCCAAAUGAAGCCCCAUGGAAGGCUCCACAUGCAGAAGAAUGGGACAAAAUGACUAUGAAAGACUUACUGGAUAAAAUUUGUUGGACAAAUGCUGCCAAGAGUUUCGCAACUCUGUUUGUGAAUGUGGAUGUCACUUCUGAACCCCACGAGGUCUCUGCCCUUUGGUUUUUGUGGUAUGUGAAGCAGUGUGGAGGAACAGUGAGGAUAUUCUCAACAACUAAUGGAGGGCAGGAGAGAAAGUUUGUUGGGGGCUCUGGCCAGAUCAGUGAGAAAAUCAUGGAGCGCCUGGGAGGCCGGGUGAAGCUGAGGAAGCCAGUCAUCCGCAUCGACCAGUCGGGUGAAAGUGUCAUAGUGGAAACCUUAGAUCGUGAAUUAUAUGAGGGCAAAUAUGUGAUCAGUGCCAUUCCCCCUGCUCUUGGUUUGAAGAUUCAUUUCAACCCACCUUUGCCACCAAUGAGAAACCAGCUCAUCAACCGAAUCCCCAUGGGCUCAGUCAUCAAGUGUAUUGUGUACUAUAAGGAAACUUUCUGGAGAAAGAAGGGGUAUUGUGGCACCAUGAUCAUUGAAGAUGAGGAUGCUGCAAUUGGUUUAACACUUGAUGAUACAAAGCCUGAUGGCAGCUUUCCUGCCAUAAUUGGCUUCAUUCUUGCUCGGAAGUGUAGAAGACUGACGGGUCUCACAAAAGAAGAAAGGAAGACAAGGCUGUGUGAGCUCUAUGCAAAGGUUCUGGGAUCAGAGGAGGCUUUACAUCCAGUGCAUUAUGAAGAGAAGAACUGGUGUGAAGAGCAGUAUUCUGGGGGCUGCUACACAGCCUACUUCCCACCAGGCAUAAUGACUCAGUAUGGAAGGAUCAUUCGGCAGCCCAUUGGCAGGAUCUAUUUUGCUGGCACAGAGACAGCCACUGAGUGGAGUGGAUACAUGGAGGGAGCGGUACAGGCUGGAGAAAGAGCUGCCAGAGAGAUACUGUUUGCUAUGAGGAAAAUCCCAGACAGUGAAAUUUGGAAGCCAGAACCUGAAUCAACUGAUGUUCCAGCUUUGCCCAUCACUACAACUUUUUGGGAGAGGAACUUGCCAUCUGUGCCGGGACUGCUAAAGCUGAUUGGAUUUUCCACUUUCUUCACUUCCGUGGCUGCGGCAGGAUUAUUUGCGUACAAAAAAGGACUUCUGGUUCGAAACUGA
Chaetura pelagica (chimney swift) is the source of this 1581-nucleotide messenger RNA. Its product is annotated as amine oxidase [flavin-containing] B-like. Lineage: Eukaryota; Metazoa; Chordata; Aves; Apodiformes; Apodidae. The transcript has 15 exons. The record is from RefSeq and is a predicted model, not a curated record. Bases 1 to 1581 code for a protein of 526 amino acids. Gene Ontology annotation, molecular function: oxidoreductase activity.